AUGGAAACAUACAUUCGCUUAGCUGACUCGGUUAUUGAAUUCGAUAUCGAAUUUCUUGGCACACCCACAAGUGAACACACCAAGCAUUCGCUGAAAAUUCAGCAAGAGGAGCUAAAGGUGAUGUGGGAGAAAGCCAAAGCACUUUUUGAUGACUUGCUGGCUACGGAAUCAAUUGGUGCUAAAGAUCUAAGUUCGAUACGUAAGAAAGGAAAAACGUGCUAUGCAGCUUUUGUGCGAUGUAUGUCCAAAAUAAACGAUUUGUCGGAAAAAUUUGAAAAAUCCGAAAAGGAAGAUGAGGACAUGUCAGCCACACAGCAUAAUUUACACCUACCGCCUUGUGAUAUCGACGCAUUCAAGGGCGAUUAUUUGUCAUGGCCAACAUUUCGUGACAUGUUCACGGCUAUAUAUAUAUUGAACAAGCGGCUGACACCCAUUCAAAAGCUUUACUAUCUUAGUCAGAAAACGCAGGGUGAAGCCAAAGAAAUUGUUAAGAAAUGCGACCUGACAAAUGAUGGGUUUAAUAUAGCCUGGAAGAAUUUGUGCGAUAGUUGAAGAUCCUCUUCAAUCUACAGGCGGUGGAAACUGAAUGCGGGAGUGCAAUUAAAAGAUUGCAAAGGGAUAUAAACAAUUG
Rhagoletis pomonella (apple maggot) is the source of this 631-nucleotide messenger RNA. RefSeq lists its product as uncharacterized. The record is from RefSeq and is a predicted model, not a curated record. Bases 1 to 552 code for a protein of 183 amino acids. NCBI's taxonomy places the organism in Eukaryota, Metazoa, Arthropoda, Insecta, Diptera, Tephritidae. The transcript is spliced from 2 exons.